AUGGCUGACGUCGUGAUGACGCCAGCACUGGCCUCGGAGGAGGACUGGCAAUCCCGCUGCGCCAGAUGCAGAGCAACCGUGGAGGGCCUGCUGAAGAACAGGCAGCCGAAGGAGGCUCUUGCGGAGGCGCUGAAGGAACCUCCUUACGGUGCCACAGUGAAGACCCGGGAGGAGGCUGCCAAGACGGUUUUACAAGCCAUGUCGGCCUUCCGGGAGGCAGAGAUCAAGGCCGCCGCAGCAUCUUUGAGCGAGGAUGCGCAGAACACGCUGAUGAAGUACCUGUACACGUUCUGGGGUCAAUCGCUGCCUGCCCGCACAAACUCGCAGCUCUUCACCUGGCACUCUGCCCUCGUCGAACUCCAGGCUGGGCCGGGCUCUAUCGUCAGAGCCAUCUAUGAUUGGAACUGGCCGUGA
Symbiodinium sp. CCMP2456 is the source of this 414-nucleotide messenger RNA. NCBI's taxonomy places the organism in Eukaryota, Dinophyceae, Suessiales, Symbiodiniaceae. The record is from the annotation of a GenBank genome assembly.